Molecule: messenger RNA, 360 nt
Organism: Enterobius vermicularis (human pinworm)
Lineage: Eukaryota; Metazoa; Nematoda; Chromadorea; Rhabditida; Oxyuridae
Source: the annotation of a GenBank genome assembly
AUGGUAUUCUAUUAUGAAAAUGCGGCAGAGACAGGGGGCUUAUUGGAGCCCCAUAUUUGGGUAGUAGUUAAUCGAUUUUGGAAGUCGUUGUGCGGCGAUUUGCCAAAAGGUGUGUACGGAAAUGUGCGUGUAUUUGUGUAUUUGUCGGUUGUAUACGUAUAUAUAUGUGUAUGCGUAAUUGUGUUUGUGUCUGUUCGUGUGAUGAUGGUACUGAUGCUGAAUGCUGAUGCAGCUGAUGACGACGAUGAUGAAGAAGGAAGGAGAGAAACCAAAUACGUGGCCGAUCGGCAUAUCUCAUGUCGACAGCAGAUUUUCCAACGUUCCAGUUAUUGUCCACAUUGGCUGCGUUUUUUUCUCUGA